AUGUGCUGGAUCGGGAAAACUUGUGAAAAACGAUUACAUAGAAUUCCAAAAUUCACUCAGACAGUAUUCACCUUCGAAACCAAGUUUUCUAACUGGAUCAAUGGAAGUCUGAUUGGUAGUCUUGCACUGAGUGAUGAAAACUCCUCCUUAGCAUCGUGUGGAAGUGUUCAAUUUAACAUUGUACCUGGUUCAAACUACUUACCAGUAGCUAUCGAUGGAACAACUGGUAUUUUGAAAGUAAUUGAAAGUGAUUAUGAAACAAUGAAGAAUAAUCACACCAUCACUUUUCAAGUGACAGUUAGGAAUGUAAAUACUUCUCUAAAUAUAUCUGAUGAUGCAACGGUCAACAUUCUAAUUGAUGAAGAGUAUUCUGACGAAGAAACAGGAAGUGAAAUCACUGCAGUCAAGAGGGGCGUCACAGUUCCACCAAAUACUAUCCAUGUCACAUUUUCCAGAGUAUACAUCCAAGAUAAUCCAAAUUAUUGUCUAUUCGAUACAUGGUUUAUUGAUUCGGUAAUUGUCCUUCCACCUGGAAAUAAUAGUUUGAUCAUGAAAUUUUCUGGUCCGUCUCUAAAUAAUGUCUAUUACGGAUAUAUACAAUAUUUGUUUGCUUACUACAACGGUUCAAAUAUAGCAAAUAAUUAUACUGUGAAGUUUAGUAAUCUCACAUACUUGAACAAUAAUUCCUCGCCUUCAAGUUUCCUAAUGACAAGUCAAAUACUCGUUUCAUCUGCUCCUGCGGAUGAUGAGAAGAACUUCAGUAUUAGGAUGAGAUUCAAAACUGGUCUUUUUCCUGAAAUGACACCUCCAAUGGGUACCAGUUUAGUAGUUACAACGGAAGCAUUACUGACUCCAAAAAUUACCGUAGAUUUUUCCAUGGUCGUUACUUCGAACUGUCCAUUUCAAUAUGAUGCAGUUAAUUUCAUAAAGUGCCCUCAGUCGGUUAAUUAUGGUGGAGUCUAUGAUUAUUCUGUGAACUUCUUUAUAAGUAGACCAAUAGGAGAUUAUACGUUCACAUUCAGCACUGAUCAAUACAGUGCUUCGAUUGGACAUAUAUCUUUAACUCUACCUCCAACAUUUGCUACCUAUCCGGAAGGCUACAAAAUAAAUACGGAGGAAUUCGUUACAUCGAAUGCCGUACUGACAACUUUCGGCUACGUAAGUGUUACAAAUCUACUGAGUCUAGGGGCUUAUGAUACUUCUCUACCAGUGUCCAACCGCUCAGUUCGUCUGACAGUUUUAUUCAGAUCUCUAACUAUAGCUUAA
This is a messenger RNA of Schistosoma mattheei, 1266 nucleotides long. The record is from the annotation of a GenBank genome assembly. NCBI's taxonomy places the organism in Eukaryota, Metazoa, Platyhelminthes, Trematoda, Strigeidida, Schistosomatidae.